Pelodiscus sinensis (Chinese soft-shelled turtle) is the source of this 2661-nucleotide messenger RNA. The record is from RefSeq and is a predicted model, not a curated record. NCBI's taxonomy places the organism in Eukaryota, Metazoa, Chordata, Testudines, Trionychidae.
AUGAUGCUGACGGGGCUGGUGGGCAAUGCCCUGGCCAUGCUGCUGGUGUACAGAGCCUGCCAGAAGAAGGAGAACGCGCGGAAAAAGUCCUUCCUGCUGUGCAUCGGCUCCCUGGCGCUGACUGACCUCACCGGCCAGCUCCUCACCAGCCCCGUGGUCAUCGCGGUGUACCUGGCCAACAGGCACUGGCCGGCGGUGGAUUCCUCGGGCAACCUGUGCUCUUUCUUUGGCUUAUGCAUGACUGUCUUCGGCCUCUGCCCCCUCUUCAUAGCCAGCGCCAUGGCCAUCGAAAGGACCCUGGCCAUCCGAGCGCCGCACUGGUACGCCAGCCACAUGAAAAGCAGGGUGACCAAGACCGUCUUGCUCAGCGUCUGGCUGGCUGUGUUUGCCUUUGCUCUCCUGCCCAUCGCUGGCAUAGGGCAGUAUACUCUGCAGUGGCCAGGCACCUGGUGUUUCAUCAGCACCGGGGACAACCAUGUCAAGGGCAACACCUUCUUCGCCUCCGCCUUUGCCUUUUUGGGACUUUUCUCUCUGAUCGUCACCAUGGCGUGUAACUUGGCCACCAUCAAAGCCUUAAUAUCUCGGUGCAGAACCAAACCUUCAGCUUCUCAGGCCAGCAAACAGUGGGGCAGAAUCACCAUGGAAACACUCAUCCAGCUGUUGGGGAUCAUGUGUGUUCUCGUUGCUUGUUGGUCACCACUCUUGAUUAUGAUGUUGAAAAUGAUCUUCAGUCACACAUCAGUUGAACACUGCAAGACAUCUUACAAGACAGUCCAAAGUACAGAACUGCAGAAAGAAUGCAAUUUCUUCUUGACGGCUGUCCGCUUGGCCUCACUAAACCAGAUUUUGGACCCCUGGGUUUAUCUACUGUUAAGAAAAAUCCUCCUCCGAAAGUUUUGUCAGGAACAGCUGUUCACCAGUGCGCAUAUCUCUAAAGGUAAGGACUAAGGAAAAAAAACUGAAUAUGGAAAAGAUGUGCAAAGCCUGCAAAAUGAGACUCAAUAACUCAAGAUCUGUAAUGUGCCCCCGUAACAGAGCAGAGGACACAUGUUGUAACAUCUAAAGCAUUUUUCCAGUUAGUAAGUCUCUCUCUUGGUAUCCAUGGGGUUUGCCUGGGAUGUUUCCAUUUUAAUCCAUUUCUGUGAUGUCCUUCUUGCAAAAGUUAUGUUAUAUUCAUAUUACCGUGCCAAGCAUGGAAAAGAAGGCUGAUGCAGGAAUAGUUAUAUAAAUAGGUCAUUUACAAAUGAAAGCUGCUCUUAGGACACUACAGUACUUAGAAUAAUGUGAUCUACUAAGAGCUCUGUCUUAAUAAUUUAGUGUCAUAUCUAAAACAGAACCAAAGACACACCUUUUUAAAGCAUUCUUCAAGGCAUAUUAGGAACAUCAAUUGUGCACAUCUGUCUAAUCUGUUAUAGAAGAUGGAGAGCUUAAUUAUGGUUGAAUAUGCACAGCUCAGUAGGUUUGCACUGGUGCAAGAAAGAGUGGAAUUUGGCUGAUCCUCUGAAAAUCUGAAACACACUCUUCAGCUACAGAAGGUUUACACCAGUGUAAUUGAAAUCAGAAUUUAUCAUUUAGUGUCUUCAAGGUAAUAGAACAGAAUACAAUAACCUAGAACUACAGCGGACUGGCCAACAUUUACAAUCUGGAUAAAACAAGCUCCACUGUCGAACAGUGUAUAGUUCAGUACAAAGUUGAGUACAAAGACCACAUGUGCCUACACAGUGUCUGCCCUACUUGUGUCUAGUUCAUUAUGGUAAGCAGAGCGAGAAAGAUGCUGUAUAAAAACCAAAUGAUCCCUUUCUUUCUUUGCAGAAGUGCUUUGCACCACUUCAUGCCAAAAGAAUGUAAUGUAAAAAGCCUGUUUUUCUGUUCAAGAGAUUAGCCUUAUUCAGUUUAUAUACAUUAGCAGCUUUUCAGAAAUCUGACCCUGGUAAAGUGUGUCAAAGUGACCUCAAUUAUUUCAAUGAAUUGUGCUCUUCUGGACUUUUCUGUCAAUCAAUAGUUGAGCAACAGCAUGUUACAAUAGGAUCCUAUUUUCUCUAGGUCCCUCAUUAGUGUAGCAAGUGUGCAGAAAAUCAGAGUAAGCACUUUCUGUCCUAUUAUCACCACAUCUACUGUAGAGGCCACCGAGGAAACUUUAGUUUUCCAUAUGGUCUAACCAUCAGAUAUGCAAAUGUCAAUAUAAGAACAGCUGAAAUGUAAAAAUAAUUUAAACUAAUUGUUGAAGGGAACCAGAAAUGGGCUUUAGAGUACUGAGAAUAAUCUCAUCUGUUUUGCACUCUUGUUAUUAAAGCGGUUUUCUUAUUUAUUUUUUAAUUUGAACAAAAUGGAUCAUAUCUGUAUUAGGGUGCAGUAAUAUGAAAACGAUCAUUUUAUAAAACAAGAAAAUGGGAGAGAUGAUUUGCAGCUUAUUUGUUAAUCACAAAAGAAUUUAUGUACUUUUUGGUAGGCAUAAUCAAGAUGACAUGACUGGCAGCAAACGCACUUUCAAAGAUCUUGAUCAAAACUGUAUAGAUUUGUUUUGUUCUCCCUGGCUAUGUCUACACUGUAAAAUAGUUCGAAGUAAGAUAUGCAAUUUGAGCUACACAAUUUACAGAUCUUAUUUCAAAAUAGCUUAUUUCAUAAUUUGGCACUGUCUACACAGCACCAAAUUUCAGAAUA